AUGACGACGACGACGACGGCGACCUCCCUACCCGACUACUACGACGGCUACGACGGCUUCGAGUACGACGAGGAGGCCGAGGCGUGCGCGCAGGACGACCUGGUGGCCUUCGGCUCGGUCUUCCUGCCCGCGCUGUACUCCGUGGUGUUCGCCGCGGGCCUGGUGGGCAACGCGCUGGUGCUGCUGGCGCUGGGCAGCGGCGGCGGGGACCGAGGCCGGGGGCCGGCUGCCCCCCGCAGCGCCACCGACGUCUACCUGCUCAACCUGGCGGCGGCCGACCUGCUGCUGGCGGCCACGCUGCCGCUGUGGGCGCGGUACGCGGCGAGCGCGCGGGGCCUGCCGCACGCCGCCUGCCGCCUGGCCACCGCGCUCUUCUUCGUGGGCCUCUUCGGCUCCGUCUUCUUCCUCACGCUGCUCAGCGUCGAGCGCUACCUGGCCGUCGUGCGGCCGGCGGCGGCGCGCUUGACCCCGCUCCGCUCCGUGCCCCGCGGCGUGACCCUCAGCCUGGGCGUCUGGGCCGCCGCCAUGUUGGCCGCCGCCCCCCAGUUCAUGUUCACGGGCAGCAAGGCCCGCGAGUGCCUGGGCGAUUACCCGGACGACCUGCGGUCCGUGUGGCCCGUGCUGCGCCACCUCGAGGCCAACGUGCUGGGCUUCGCGCUGCCCGUGCUCGUCAUGGGCUUCUGCUACGGCCGCGUGCUCCGCGCCCUGUGCGCCUGCGCGGACCCGCGCAGGGCCCGCGCCGCGCGCCUGGUGCUGCUCGUGGCGCUCGUCUUCCUGCUCUUCUGGACGCCCUACCACGUGCUGCUCUUCCUCGAGACCCUGCGCGGCGCCUUCGGCCUCUUCCCCAGCUGCCCCCUCCAGCGCGACCUGAGGCUGGGGCUCAUGGUGAGCGAGACCCUCGCCUUCACCCACUGCUGCCUCAACCCCUUCAUCUACGCCUUCGCCGGCCGCAGGUUCCGCGGCUACCUCGGCCACCUGGCCCGGAAGUGGCUGGGCGGCGUCUGCGCAUGCGCCCGCUGCUGCCGCGCGCGGCCCGGCGGCGGCGGCGGCCACGCAGGCCACGCAGGCCACGCAGGCCCCCCACGCGCGGCGUCCUCGGCCCUCUGGCCCGACAGCACCCUGGGGACCGUCGGCUGCACCCAGAUCACCAGCGAGGGUCAGGAGUCGGUGCUGCUCUGA
Perognathus longimembris pacificus (Pacific pocket mouse) is the source of this 1179-nucleotide messenger RNA. It is a transcript of the gene Cx3cr1, whose product is annotated as C-X3-C motif chemokine receptor 1. Gene Ontology annotation, cellular component: membrane. Lineage: Eukaryota; Metazoa; Chordata; Mammalia; Rodentia; Heteromyidae. The record is from RefSeq and is a predicted model, not a curated record. Gene Ontology annotation, biological process: chemotaxis; immune response; cell adhesion. Gene Ontology annotation, molecular function: C-X3-C chemokine receptor activity.